Molecule: messenger RNA, 5602 nt
Organism: Didymodactylos carnosus
Lineage: Eukaryota; Metazoa; Rotifera; Eurotatoria; Philodinida; Philodinidae
Source: the annotation of a GenBank genome assembly
UUCAUGUUAACGUUUUUGUUGAAAGUUUUAAUGUAACAUCUCUUGAAUUAAUUGCCAAAACAAAAAAAACAAAGUCCGUUUUUCAAACCAAAUGGCACUCGUUUAAAUAUUUUUUCUUUUACUUGCUUAUUUCGGAGUAGAAAAGAAAAAAAGGCAGCGUUCUCUUUUACAGUUUUCGAAGUGUAUCUUUGAGACUUAAUUGCUGUUUAUGUUAGCCGCAUUACACUUGAGAUAUAAACGUUUCUUUGUUUAUGAUAUCUUUUUGUGUUAUUUUAGAUGGCUUUCACAAUGCAUUUCGAAAAUUAGUUGCAUUAACUUUUCCAGCUUUCUACAAAUUAUGCAAGAUUUCAUCUUUGUAAAUAGCCUAGCUUCCGAUCAAAUGUUGAUGAAGUGAGAUCAAGCAUAAACAAUGAAAGCCUUGGAUAUUAAGACAUAUUUAGAAGAGAAAUAUGCUUACAUUAGUGGUAUGGACAAUAUAUAUUCGGAACCAUCCAUAUAUUUUUUAUAUAUUGCAAAAAGAGAAUAUCUGGAAUGAAUUUAUUCUUUUUGUUUAGGUGGCAUAGAUAAAAAAGGUUAUCCAUUAAUUACCUUCCCUCACUCUGCUCCAAUUGAACGAUUGAAUCCUGAUGAAAUAAAAAAGAUUAUCACCUACUUAGCAUCAAUUGCAAGCUCUACAAAUAUGGAUCCAAAAUUUUCAUUUAUUGUUGAUAUGCGCGGAAGAACAUGGGAAUCUGGAAAAGCGAUAUUCAAAGCUUUACAGGACGGCUUUCCAUAUAAAAUUGAACAUAUCUACAUUAUAAAACCGGAGAAUUUUUGGGAAAAACACAAAAUAUCUGUGGGAAUGUCAAAAUAUACUCAAUUAGAACAUACUGUCGAAUCUGUCGAAAGUUUAACACGAGAUAUUGAUCGAAAUCAACUGCCAACAGACUUGAACGGAACAUUCCAGUACAAUCAUCAAAACUGGUUAGAAUUUCGACUGAAAUUGGAAGGAUUUGUUUUUUAUUCGAAAGAAACAUUGCAAAAAUAUGAGUCAAAUUAUAAUGAAUUGAAUUUAUCUGAUCAAUCGUCUAAUGUUCGAACAGCUCAAGAUGCCAUUGAAUCACAUAUGAUAAUAUAUAAAGAUAAAUUAUCACGUAUAACCAUUGAUGGAUUGAUAAAUGAGGGAAAAAAUUUAUUGAAUAUGCUUCGAAUACCAUUAUCAAACAAUGUAGAACAACAACAGCAAGACAAUAAUGCAUCAAAAUCAAAUCAACGUGCAUUUGCAUUAGAUUAUUUUGAUGAAGCAAGAAAAAUAACAAUUGUUAUGGAUAAUUUGAGAUCAGCAAAAGAUCGAUGUUACUUAUUAUGGCAUCAAAAAAAAGUACGACUAGAACAAAAUUUACAAUUGAGAUUAUUUGAACAAGAUUGCGAUAAGCUCUGCAAUUGGAUUGGCGAAAGUCGUUCAAUUAUUUUACGACGAUAUACCGAUAUUGGUAACAGUUGUUUGGAAGCAAUGCAACAUUUAGCUGAACAUGAACAAUUUACAAAAACAUGUUUGGGAAACGAAGCUGUGAUACGUCGUACACAAAAUGUUGGUGAACGAUUAAUAUCAAGUGGUCAUUAUGCGACGAAUGCGAUUAAAACACAAAUGAAUCGUCUCAAUGAAGAGUGGAAGUUUUUGACAACAUUAUUAGAUAAUCGUACAAAAAUAUUAACGGCAUCGCUACAAUUUCAUCAGAAAGCAGAUGAGUAUCUAAUUCAAGUUCCAACAUGGAAACAUUUAUGCUCUUUGACAGAUGAUAUUACAUCCAUACAAAGUAUCGAUCAGUUAGAAUGUCUGUUACAACAACAUUAUCGUUUGUCCGAUAAUAUAUCUAAAAUUUAUGCUGAUAUCUGUAGUGAUGGAAAAGCAAUAAUUGAUUCUGUAGCACCACCACAAACAUCCGAUGAUCAAUUAGAUUUUCGAUCGAGUGCUCGACAUAUAUUGGAAAUUGUUCAAGAGAUUCUUUCCAAUCAUCGAUUGCUUGAUUUUAAAUGGAAUCAGCGACGAACAUAUUUGCAACAACGUAAAAGUCUAUUGACAUUUGAAUAUGAUGUACAACAAAUUUUUGACUGGCUUGAGCGUCAUGGUGAUGUUUUUCUACAAAAAAAUGUCUCAAUUGGUCGCUCAUUACACCGUGCAAAAGCUUUAUUGAAAACGCAUAGCAAUUUUGAAACUGUAUUAGAGAAUACAAAAACAAAUGCUGAAAAAUUGAUUGCUGCCGCUGAUGAAUUGUAUCGUGAACAACAGGAACAAAAACAAACAUCCGUCUCCUCUUCAUCAUCACCAACACUAACCGAUGAUAUAUUAGAUUUAGAAUUAACACAAGCAAAAAAUAAAAUAUACCAAUUGGCACAUGAUUUAGAUAAACGUAUGCAAGAAUUCGAUGGAAAAGUUCAAAAACGUCGACAAAUAUUAGAUAUUAAUUUUUUAUUUCAUGAACAUAUUAAACAGCUAACAACAUGGCUUGAAGAAAUUCAACCAAUAUGGGCUAAUAAUGAUCUUUUAGUAACGAACGGAUUAAGUAUUGAUGAAAUUGAACAGAUGUUAGAUAAAUUAAUUGAACAACAUGAUGCAACAAUAGAUGCUUGUACAACAACGGAACAAGAAGGACAGGCAUUACUCGAUUAUAUAACAGAAAUAAGCACCAUGAGUUUAACAACUACGCAUCAACCAUGUUUUAACCAUUUAACCGAAUUGAUUAAUUCGAUACGUUCAAAAACAAGUGAACUUGAAACACUAUGGGAAAUGCGAAAAUUACGUUUAGAAUUUUACUUACAAAUGGAAAAUUUUCAUACAUCAUCAAAUGAGGUUUCUCAAUUAUUAGAAAUAUGGUCAGAAGAAUUAUUGAAAAUGAAUAAUGGAAGUGCUCAUAUUGGUAUACCUGUUUCUUUACAAAAUCUAAUUAACACCACUAAUUCUAAUACUAAUACUAAUAAUCAUAUGUCUGUGUUAAAUAAAUCAACAAAAAUGGACAAUUGGUCACAAGUACAAGAACAUAUUCAUACGCGUGUUGCAGAAGUUGUACAACGUGGAAAAGAUUUAUUAAAUUUGAUGGAAGCAUCAGAACUAAAAUUAAAAUUCGAUGAUAUCUCGAAUAAUAAUAAUGGAGAUAAUAAUACGAAUAAUAAAACACUAUCGUCACAAGACCAAAUUCGUACACUAAUAAAUUACGUGAAUGAAAGAGAAAAAAAAUUACAAGAAAUGGCUACACAACAGCAAAAACAAUCUGCAUGGCGUACACAAAUGGUUAAACUAGAAAAAGAAGCAAAUGAGAUAUCAAUUUUAGUCAAUAGUUUUGAAGUAAAAUUAUCUGCAAAUUUAUUUUUUGCCUCAUGUUUAGCUGAAGCAGAAAAAUUUAAUAAAGAUCGUGAAGAAAUUCAACGAUAUUUUGAUAAAAUAUUGGACAGAAUCGAUACUAUACAUCAUAAAACAGAAAAAUUAUUAUCAUCUUCAACCGUUAUAUUAGCCGAAAAUUCCAAUGAUUUAGAUUCAAAAUCAUCAUCAUCAUCGUUACUCACAUCGCCCAUUGUAUUUUCACAACAUACCGAACAACAACGACAAUUGUCUUUAGUAAAACUAGAAGAACUUAUUCAACGAUUAAUAUCACAACGACAAACAAUUAUUCUUCAUCGGGAUGAUCGAUUUCGUUUGUUAACUGUACAAAUUAGUUUUUAUAAAUCAGCUGAACAGGUUUCAUCGACAUUGGAUACUUUAGAUCGAGAUUAUCGUGUUGAUGAAGAUUUACAUGAAAAAUUUAAAACUGUUAAUGAUAAUGAUGUUUUAACAUUAUUGGCAACACGUUCACAAAAAUUAUUAGAUCAAAAACAUGCAUUUUUAAGAGCUUGUACAUUAGCUCGUCGAUCAUCUGAACAAUUUCAUAAAUGUGCACAUCGAAAUGCAGCUAAUGCUGGUAAAUCAGAAAAUUAUUUAAAACCAAUUGAUACAAAAAUAAAAAAUGUGGUUAGUAUACUAACAGCUAAAGAGAAUAAUGUUUUAAUUGCUUGGCAUUCACGAAAAAAAUUACUGGAUGAAUACAUGCAAUAUAUAUCAUUUAAACGAAAUGCAAAUAAAGUCCUAUCGUGGAUUCAUGAAUGUGGUGAAAGUUAUUUAGAAAAACAUAAAGAACUUAGCGAUGGACGAGAAAAAACAGAAGCCCACUCGAAAGAACAUGCUGAGUUUGUCAGAGCUCUUAAAGAAAAGAAAGCAUAUGUUCGAAAAUCAGUUGAUGCUGCUGAUACACUAGUAGAAAAAGGUCAUUCAUACGCUGGACUUAUUAAAGAUAUGUGUAAUCAACUUGAUUAUGGUUUUAACGAUUUUUUUCGUAAAAUUGAACAAAUUGGAAAAGAAGAACUUGAUAAAGAUUCACGAAAAAGUGAUUCAAGUUUAGAAGAAAAAUUGGAAAAUCAAGAAUUAACAGAAGGAAAGAAAAAAUCAGCAAAACAACGAGAAUUAAUAUUCAAUGAAUUAUUGACAACAGAACGUGCCUAUGUUGAGAGUUUAAACAAAUGUAUUGAGUACUAUCUCAGUGAAAUGCGUCGUCAUCCCGAUGAUGUUCCAGAGUUUUUACAAAAUAAAGAAUCCGUGUUAUUUUUAAAUAUUGAAGAAAUUUAUAAUUUUCAUAAAAAUUUGUUUCUAAAGGAUCUCGAACGUUAUGGCGAUAGUCCAGAAGACGUAGGUCAUUGUUUUGUUACAUGGGCUGAACAAUUUCAAAUAUUUUAUGUAGAAUAUUGUAAAAAUAAUGAAUCUUGCAUAAAAUUAUUGAGUCAGUAUCGUGGCCCUUAUUUUGAGAAUAUUCAACAUAAAUAUCAUACUGAUACGAUUAAUUCUUAUUUAAUUAAACCUGUUCAACGUAUCACAAAGUAUGAAAUGUUAUUGCAACGUUUAAUGGCUUGUUGUGAAGAAUCAAAAGGUGAAAUCAAAGAAGGAUUUGAUCUCAUGUGCAGUGUACCAAAAAAAGCUAAUGAUGCUAUGCAUCUGGGGUAUUUAGAAGAAUUGGAGCCUGGUCUUACUAAAGAGGCACUUGGUGAUGUUUUAUUACAAAAUACAUUUCAAAUAUGGGAUUCAAAACAAUUGAUAAAGAAAGGCAAAGAGCGUCAUGUAUUUUUAUUUGAAACAAGUGUUGUUAUUGCUAAAAUACCAAAAUUACUAGCUCGUGGUGCUAUACGUUACAUUUAUAAAUAUAAAUUAAUGACGGCUGAAAUAUGUGAUGUGAAAGAGCAUCUUGAAGCUGGUGAACCUUGUAAAUUUGCGUUAUUUACCGGACGUUCAUCAACUCAUGAUUUACGUGUUACACUUAAAGCAGCCGAUAUAAAUACGAAACAGCAAUGGAUUAUGCGUAUUCGUGAAUUAAUACAAGAAAAUGCACUUUAUCAUGAUAUAUCUGUUCAUGAAGCAAACGUUAAACAACAAAAAAUAAGUGUAAACACAAACAUUAACAAUAAUGAUCGUCGUUCACAAGAAUAUGAUAAUACACUUGAUGAAUGUGAGAAUAUAAGUCGUGGUGGAUCAGUCUCAAGUAUGACAACAGGAUCAUUUUCAAGUAGUGGCCAACAGCUAAAUACUGUGGAUAAAACAGAAUAG